CAGUCUGGAGACAUUUCUCUUUCUGAAGGUCUUGAGCAAUAAGUCCUAUAUGAGGUCUGUGGCUUCUGCUGCAAUUGAGUACAGAUAUAAUCUCUUUCGGAUUUGUCUGUGUUGGGAGUUCAGUAGGCUAGAUUCUUGGAGUGUUUUAUGAACCGGCAGUGUCAAAGCUGAGAGGAAAAUGAGAGAAACGCCUUUGUCCAAUUGUGAAAAGGAAUUUAUUCUAAACAACAUCAAGGAACACAGAAGGCUGGAUGGCCGCAACGCGUAUGACUACCGUGACAUUCGCAUCUCGUUCGGAGUCAGUCUCGGCUGUUGCCAUGUCGAGAUGGGAAAGACCAAAGUUCUUGCCCAAGUCUCCUGUGAAGUGGGUCAACCAAAACAAACGCGGCCUCACGAUGGAGUGUUGUUUGUGAAUGUUGAGUUGUCUCCCAUGGCAAGUCCAGCGUUUGAGCAAGGAAGGCCGUCAGAGGAAAGUGUGGAGCUCUCCCGCCUGAUGGAGAGGUGUCUGAAAGAGUCGCGCUGUGUGGACUUGGAGUCUCUGUGCAUUGUGUCGGGGGAAAAGGUGUGGCAUGUGCGGGUAGACAUCCACGUGUUGAACCACGAGGGGAACAUUCUGGACUGCUCCAGCAUCGCGGCCAUCUCAGCACUCGCACACUUCAAACGACCAGAUGUAUCAGUGCAGGGAGAGGAAAUAACUAUUGAAGUAUUUGUUGGUUGACCCCUCUGAAAAAGAAGAAAAAGUGAUGGAUGGAAAGAUGGUGAUAGGGAUGAACAAACACAGGGAAAUCUGCACACUCCAGGUGACGGGUCAGAAUCUGCUACUCAAAGAUCAGGUCCUUCGGUGCUCAAGCAUCGCGGUAACCAAGGUAACCAAAACUACAGAACUGAUUGUACAGGCCUUGGAAAAUGACAAACAGGCCAGAUUACGAGGGGAAAAACAUGGGUUUGCCGAGCAGAUCUCCAGCGAGAAAGUAACGUCAAACCAUUGGCGAGAGACGCAGGUGAAGGUGAAAGAGGAAGUGAUGUCGGCCAGCGGAGGGUCUGGGGCGGAGUCUGAGGAUGUUGAUAGUGACAUGGAGGCAGGAAGUGGAGACUCGCAGACUGACGCAGCAAGGUUGAAGGAUGUGGAGCCAAACGUUGACAUCGUGGCCCGAGGUGUGGGUGCUAUAGGAGAGGGCGGAGCCAGUCGGUGGCUCGAUCUGCCGAAGACGACGCAAACGUCCAAGAACAAGGGCAAGCUGAAACGUUCACAUCCAGAGGAGACGGAGGUCAAACAGGAGUAUGAUGAGGACAGCGAGGAAGAAACACAAACAGUUCUCAACGGCGUGCAGUGAGGUCGCCCGAAGUCCUAUGUUCUUUUGUUGUCAAAUGUUUUUUCUUCAUGUAAAUAAAAUUCCUGCAGAGCAUUUCUCAAUCUUA
This is a messenger RNA of Aplysia californica (California sea hare), 1419 nucleotides long. Its product is annotated as exosome complex component RRP45. The record is from RefSeq and is a predicted model, not a curated record. Lineage: Eukaryota; Metazoa; Mollusca; Gastropoda; Aplysiida; Aplysiidae. Gene Ontology annotation, biological process: nuclear mRNA surveillance; U4 snRNA 3'-end processing; U1 snRNA 3'-end processing. Gene Ontology annotation, cellular component: cytoplasmic exosome (RNase complex); nuclear exosome (RNase complex).